AGGGUAUUUCGGGGUUCUCACUUGGCAGGAACAAUUCGUUAGUGGCGGUCGGUGAAAACCAAUCUAUAAGUUUAGACUCGCCAAUGAGGAUUUCUUAAUACUCGUACGUUUUUUUUACCUCCCGUUGGCAAAAUGACGACACCACGAAGCAUCAGAUUAUUUGUGAUUCGACAUCGUUCGCUCUUGAUAUUCACAGUGUCAAUUGGUUUAAUUUUAAUGAUUGCAUGGCCGUCGUCAGACAGUCGACAUAAUUCCAAACAGACGAAGAAAAAGGUUCUUUAUAAUUUGAUGGAAGAAACAAAGGGUAUGCCAAAACACGUCAAAGAUUGCACUAUCGAAUACGCAAACGCGCAUAAACUUCAGCAAGAUCAUCCUUGUCUACUCGAUAUUAUUCGUCGCCAGCAUCUUAACAAACCGUCACCAUCGGAUGUGCCUCUGUUUUUGGAUUACCCCAAUGUGAAAGAUCCAUCUGCAGGUCAAGUGACGGCAGUUCUACGAUUACUGAGAAAUCUGACAAACGGGUUCUUUAUUGAGAGUGGUGCCGCCGAUGGCGAAUCUUUCUCCAACACUUUAUUUUUGGAACGAGAGAUGAACUGGACUGGACUGCUGGUCGAACCCGAACCAAAGUCGUUCCAAAAUUUGGCCAAACGUAAUCGCAAAUCUUGGACACUUCAAAAUUGUCUUAGUCUCGAAAAAUACCCAACCGAAGUCUCAUUCGAUAAAACUGAGAUCACCGGGAAAAUCAUUGGCAGUAAAGUGUCGCAAUCUGAACUGGAUAACGGAAAAUUGGCAAAUGUUCAAUGUUUUCCACUGUACUCUAUAUUGCUGGCCCACGGACAAAAUUGGGUGGAUUUUUUCAGCCUCGAUGUGGAAGGACAUGAACUCCAAGUGCUCAAAACUAUUCCGUGGCACAAAGUCAAUAUUACCUUGAUAGCCGUUGAAUGGGAGCACGUUGAGGAAGGUUACUACGCAAUUGUCGAUUACAUGAAGGAACAAGGCUAUGUAAAUUUUGGGAGAAUCGCUACUCCCUAUGCAAGAGAUGUCGUGUUCAUCAAAGAUUUUCUCGAUGACUUGAGAUUUGACUACGUUGACUACGAUGAAUAGGCCUUAAAACAAUCAGCAAAUA
Messenger RNA from Daphnia pulex (common water flea), 1126 nucleotides. RefSeq names its product protein Star-like. The transcript is spliced from 7 exons. Bases 133 to 1104 code for a protein of 323 amino acids. NCBI's taxonomy places the organism in Eukaryota, Metazoa, Arthropoda, Branchiopoda, Diplostraca, Daphniidae. The record is from RefSeq and is a predicted model, not a curated record.